This is a messenger RNA of Owenia fusiformis, 1940 nucleotides long. Lineage: Eukaryota; Metazoa; Annelida; Polychaeta; Sabellida; Oweniidae. The record is from the annotation of a GenBank genome assembly.
AUGGGAGCAACAAUAUUACAGUUGCUAGUCGUGACAUUGAUAGGACUAUGCCUGGCACAGCCGACACCCCCGGGGCUGAGGGCACGAAUGACAACAAAGGGGAUGGAUUAUGUAUCCAGCGUAGCCGUGAAGAUUCUCAGAGAUAAAGUUCGAGGCAUGCACAUAAAUGAUGCUUCUGGCGAAGCAGAUAUUAAAGUUGGCAAAGUGAAAUACAGUUUUACUGGAAUGAAACUCGAUGGCUUCUCAGGUCUUGAUACUAAAGUUCAUCCUAUAGCAGGGAGAGGUUUGGAGUGGACAGCUAAUAUUGGCAACAUUAACAUAAAUGGCGACUGGAGAUACGAAGUGAGAGUGAUCUUCAAGAUCAAAGAUCAUGGUACCUUUACGGCUUCUGUUUCUGAAGUGAGAUUUAAGAUGGGCGUCUCACUCGACCACGAUCCUCAGGGCCAUCUCACAAUAAAAAGCACAAGUUGUAACGCGUAUGUCGGUGGAGCUAGAGUGAGAUUUAGCGGAGGUGCCAGCUGGCUCUACAAUCUCUUCUCGCACAACGUCGAGAAAACACUCAAAAAAGAGUUGACAGAUAUUAUUUGUCGUGAAGCAAGAAGAGCUGUGGACAAAAAAGCUGAGGAUUUCCUUUCGCAUAUACCACUAAGUGUUAGACUUGGAGAUCAUAAUGAAAUGAUGUUGGACUACGGACUAACUGCUGCUCCGAAUUUCGCAGCUGAUCACAUGGAAACGUAUCACAAGGGAGAGGUUCAUUGGGCAACAGGUGGGAAGAGAAGUUCAGCCUCGAGACCCGCUCCAUUUCCCGAUAGCACAGAGAGCACAAGCAUGCUGUACGUCUGGGCUUCCGAUUAUGUUCUACGUACUUUAGCAGACACUGCACAGACCCAUGGCAUAUUGCAGCAAAAAGUAAACCCUAAAGAUUUUCCCCUUGAGCAGAGAGGCGCUUUUAAUACCACUUGUCACGUAGGGCUGUGUAUAGGUGGCGUAAUUCCGGAGCUUGGGAAAAAGUUUCCAAAUACGACAGUAUCCUUGGGGCUGGCAAGCAAAGCCACACCAAAUGUUACUAUAACUCCUGAUGGUGUACAUUUACGUUUCCAAGGAAACAUCGAUUUCUCGGCGAAUCUACCUAACGGGGUAGAGAAACAUGCUUUCUCUGCAAAUACGAGUUUGUUCCUCGUGGCCAAUGCUUCUGUUAACACACAGACCAACAAAGUUACUUCACAGAUUGUCCACCAAAGGGUGAAGAUUGGUGUAUUGGAGUCGGCCAUUGGUAACAUAAGUGACGCUGGGUUGCAAUUCGCUGUCUCGACCAUCUUGAGGAUUUUCGUCAUCCCAAAACUCAACGAGCUCGGGGGAAAGGGGAUGCCCGUUCCAAAUUUUGGUCCUGUGAAAUUGCUUAACCCACAGUUACAUCUGCUCCAGAAUGCAAUCAUGGUGAAGACCGAUGCACGAUAUGUUCCUAAAGAUACAACACUUUAUUACUGAUAAUGAACAAUUUGAAACAGGGAAAAGAUGAGAAAAGAGGAUAAAAUGCUAAAACAGACGGAUUCUUCGUCAUAAGUGGCUAUUAGAGAGGAUGAAAUGCUUAACUACGAGACGGAUUCUUCGUCAUAACUCGCUAUUAGAGUUCCUCCACAGUGCAUUUUAUAACACUUCGAUUUCAAACUAUUGAUAGCUCUUCCUGUAUUUAUACAUUCUUGUAAUUUACAAUGCUAAUAACGUGAUGUAUGCAUUUUAUUUCGUUAUCAAGAAUGUUCAAAUUACGAACGAUGAGAACUUAUACUUGAAACAUUGAGGUUUGCACAGAUGAUCAACAUUCCGGCUAACCCUGUUUAUUUGCUCUACUUUGAUUGUAGAUGUCACCUAAGUAGUCCAAUUUGCUUGUGCCCUUUUUGAUUAGUAUUAUUAGUAUGAUAGUAUGAUAUGCAUGAAUAAAA